This is a messenger RNA of Fundulus heteroclitus (mummichog), 2009 nucleotides long. RefSeq names its product NOP58 ribonucleoprotein homolog (yeast) (gene nop58). Lineage: Eukaryota; Metazoa; Chordata; Actinopteri; Cyprinodontiformes; Fundulidae. Bases 113 to 1720 code for a protein of 535 amino acids. Gene Ontology annotation, cellular component: box C/D methylation guide snoRNP complex; small-subunit processome. Gene Ontology annotation, molecular function: snoRNA binding. The record is from RefSeq and is a predicted model, not a curated record. The transcript has 15 exons.
UUCUCUCUCUCUGCUGCCGCGUGCCGAGGACAGUCAGUCAGAGGAGAAGCUAAGUUUGCUCUGCUCUCCUACCGGGAGAGCCUUCAGACACAUCCACAGGACUGUUUUCAAAAUGUUGGUGCUAUUUGAGACCGCCGCUGGCUACGCCAUUUUUAAAGUCCUCGAUGAGUCCAAGCUGCAGCAGGUGGACAGCCUGUAUAAGGAGUUUGAAACGGCAGAGAAAGCCAACAAAAUAUUGAAACUGAAGCACUUUGAGAAGUUCCAGGACACCACAGAGGCCUUAGCAGCCGCCACCGCCCUUGUUGAGGGGAAAAUUGGGAAGAGCUUGAAGAAGGUCCUGAAGAAAGUCGUAGCCAAAGAAGCCCACGAGCAGCUGGCCAUUAGCGAUGCUAAGCUGGGCGGAGUCAUUAAAGAAAAGCUGGACCUGAGCUGCGUCUACAGCCCCGCCGUGGCCGAGCUGAUGAGGUGCAUCCGGAGCCAGAUGGAGGGCCUGAUCUCCGGACUCCCCGCCAGGGACUUCAGCGCCAUGUCGCUGGGCUUGGCUCACAGUUUGUCCCGUUAUAAGCUCAAGUUCAGUCCGGACAAGGUGGACACAAUGAUCGUGCAGGCCAUCUCGCUUCUGGAUGACCUGGACAAGGAGCUCAACAACUACAUCAUGCGCUGCAGAGAGUGGUACGGCUGGCACUUCCCCGAGCUGGGAAAGGUCAUCACGGACAACCUGGCCUACUGCAAGACGGUCCGCAAAGUCGGCGACCGUACGAACGUGUCCAGCACAGAUCUGUCGGAGUAUCUCCCGGAGGAGAUCGAAGCCGAGGUUAAGCUAGCUGCUGAGAUCUCCAUGGGAACCGAAGUGUCGGAGCAGGACAUCGGCAACAUCCGCCACCUGUGCGACCAGGUGAUCGAGAUCUCAGAGUACCGCACCCAGCUUUACGACUACUUGAAGAACCGGAUGAUGGCCAUCGCCCCCAACCUGACGGUGAUGGUGGGCGAGCUGGUCGGCGCACGCCUCAUCUCACACGCCGGAUCCCUUCUGAAUCUGGCAAAGCACCCGGCCUCCACUGUGCAGAUCCUCGGAGCCGAGAAGGCUCUGUUCAGAGCCCUGAAGACCCGCAAAGACACUCCCAAGUACGGCCUGAUAUACCACGCCUCUUUAGUGGGUCAGACCACAGCCAAGAACAAAGGCAAGAUUUCCAGAAUGCUGGCGGCUAAAGCGUCCCUGGCUAUUCGAUACGACGCGCUGGGCGAGGACACGAACGCAGAAAUGGGCGUAGAGAACCGGGCCAAGCUGGAGGCUAGGCUGCGACAGUUGGAGGACAGAGGAAUCCGAAGAAUCAGCGGAACAGGCAAGGCGAUGGCGAAAGCAGACAAAUACCAGCACAAGAGUGAAAUAAGAAUCUAUGAUCCUUCUGCCGACUCGACCAUUCCGUCCACCUCGAAAAAGAGGAAGUUUGAGGAGCUCGAAGGGGAGACGAGCGAACAGGACCCCGUAACACCGGUGGUCAAAUCCAAAAAGCCUAAAAAGGAACCGCCGGCAGAAGAGCAAGAAGCCGAGACGGCACAAACAGAGUCGGGCAAGAAAAAGAAGAAGAAAAAGGACAAAAGGGCAGAGGAGGAACCUGAGGAGCCAAAGGAGGAAGAGGAGGAGAUGGCAGUAACGGAGCCAACAGAAAAGAAGAAAAAGAAGAAAAAAAAGAAGGUGAAGGAAGAAGAGGAUGAGUAAAGAGAUUGGACAGUGUAUAUACUUUAUUUUAGUUUUAUUUCUUUUAUGGACUUGUGUCAUAUAUUUUUAUUGUCAAAAGGCACAGCCGUAUUUUGGGCCUUUUUCGGCGUGAAAUCAAGCUGAUCUCAUUUUUAUGGAUGUGAGAGUCUCUCCAGUUAUGAGUGAAAUUAUAAGUAGUUUCUAAUGUUUAUUUUUACCAGCCUAAUUUCCCAAGUUUUAUGUUGAGACAUCUGUAUUAAACGAGAUCAAAUGUGAACAAUGAGGCAAUAAAUGCCGAUUUCUCAUUUCA